AGAUGUAUUUUUUGUCGAUGAUUUUGUUUUAAAAGGCUUUACAAAUUGCAGUUGACAGAAAAGCGUGAGUUUUUUGUAUUUAGUGUACGUACGCAUUUGAAAUGUGAUAGAUGCAGACAGUAGUCUACUGGUAAAUACUAAACUGUGAAAUACGGGCUUCAGUAAAUCACAGUCACAAUUAAACAAAGAAAUAUUUUAAUUGUGGUCAGGUAUACUUACAAGGAAACAACUGACUUAUCGUGAACUGUUUGGAUUUAUAGCUGCACAUAUACAGGUGUAAAAGUGACAAGAAUCUUGUGUAGAAUUGAUUACAAAAGAAACUAUAAAUAAUCUUGGAUCUUGAUUGGAAAGUGGUACCAGUUGUUGUAGGAAAAGUAAUAACACUCUGUCUAGUGUAUGACACAUAUGUUUGUAGUACAUACAGAGAUAUCUGAUAGUUGAAUAUUCAAUGCAAUACGCAACAAAUAUUUUUAACUAGAUGAACUUUCCAGGAGUGGUAUCGGGCAUUCUAGAUAGCAUACACAUACCUGAUUCACACACAACACACACUGGAUUGAUGAACUGGGUUAUCGAAUAAUUAAUCUGUAUAGAAAUUAUUAUUUACACGGAGAAGUUUGACUAUUUUUGGAUGUCUGAAUGACAUCUGAGUGACAUGCAGUGAUUUCUUUCACCUGAGUGACAUGCGGCAGUUUCUUUCAUGUGUAUGACAUGCUACUGGUUCUGACGUCUGUGUGACAUGCGACUGGUUCUAACGUGUGACGUGAAAUACAGGUGAUGAGAACUGUGUGUAUUAUGAAGAGGAAACAUUAUUUUGAGAAGAAACGUCGUUGUUUUGCUGGAUUACCGUCGUUAUUUGGAUCAUGUUGUAAUUUUACUAAAGAAAGAUGUGACAGUCCAUUGACAUUAAAAAGCUACAGGAAGCAGACUAUGGACAGUCAGCUUUACUGUGAAAACCAUGUCCCAACACGACCGCAAACAGUUGUCCACCCGGCAACCACAGCAACAGAACCAGAAGAUGGGAAUUCUGAUUUAUUUGAGAUGUUAGAGAGAUUACAGGGUACAAGGAUAGACGAUCAACGCUGUGCUUUCUUUGAGGGUCCUGAUUUCUUCGACACAUUAUUAAAAUAUCAGAGUGCCCGUCUGGACGAUCAGAGAUGUUCGCUUCCAUCUAUUCACAGUUUACCACAGGUUCGACCAGAACCAAAACAUAUUGAGGAGGAAAAAACAUUAAUACAAGAAAUAUUGAAGAAACCUGGUCCGUAUCCUAUGGUAGUUAUACCGGAAGGUGUCGGGUAUUGGGUAGAUGGAGCGGAUCAUCAACUUCCUGUAAACUCAGACGGCUCACCAGUCCUACAGAAAUAUGAUCCUAAACAAAUCACCAUAGAAACAGAUGAAACAAGUAUUUGUUAUCGACAACAUUUUCUAGGGAAGGAACAUUUUAAUUAUUAUGCAGCUGAUGAGAGUCUUGGUCCCGUCGUAAUGUCUAUAAAGGCUGAGACUAAUCCAGAAGCUAUGAGAGUUAUUUUACGGACUAGAUUUGCUGUACACCAUGAAAUACUUCCUGUCAAUAAAGUAGAAAUUCCUAAUCCAGCUAAAAUAGCAAAAGCUGUGUGUGAUGAUAUAACAACAGAAAGAUUUCAUCCAGUUUUAUCCAUGAAGGGUUCUGAGUUAAUAGUUUUAUAUGAUGAACAUUUAUUAACCAGUACAUUUAAAUUUGGUCUCAUCUAUCAGAAGUUCGGUCAGACAACAGAAGAAGAAUUAUUUGGUAAUGUCAGUCACGGUCCAGCCAUGGAAGAAUUUCUAGAUUUAAUCGGUGACCAUGUUUCACUCAAACAUUUUAAAGGAUUCCGUGGUGGAUUGGAUACAUUACACGGUCAGACGGGCCUGGAAUCGUUGUAUACACAUUUCAAUAAUCGUGAAGUCAUGUUCCAUGUGUCUACUAUGUUACCUCAUACAGAUGGCGAUCCUCAACAGCUUCAGCGAAAACGUCACAUAGGCAACGAUAUUGUAGCGAUAAUCUUCCAGGAAGAAAACACUCCGUUUGUUCCUGAUAUGAUUGCUUCCCAUUUUCUACAUACAUAUAUCGUUGUUCAACCAAUAGAUUCUAAUACGGACCAUACUAAAUAUAAGGUAUCUGUGACGGCCAGAAACGAUGUUCCUACUUUCGGACCAUCAUUGCCUAAUCCAGCAGUAUUUGAAAAAGGACCGGAAUUUCGUGACUUUAUUCUGACCAAACUAAUCAACGCGGAGAUGGCGUGUUAUAGAGCAGAACAAUUCGCUAAACUUGGUGAAAGAACGAGAUCAUCAUUAUUAGACUCGUUAUAUCAAGAUUUACAGAAGAAGAAUUUUGAGAUGUUUGGGGGCUCGUUUUUAUCGGGGUCUAGCAAGGAAGGGAGUCGAUUAUUUGACACUGUUAAACGAGCGUUUAGUGGUAAGGGAAGGAGUCAGUCAUUUGAAUCGAGUCUAUCAGGAAGUCGACGUUUAAAUGGAACACCGUCAUCGUUACCAACUGUAGGUGAAGAUGAUAAAAGUCUUAAAUCACCUGUGAAAAAGUCUCCGUCUAAUUCUAGAAAUGUUGCGAAACAAUUUUCAAGUUUAGAGAAGAAAAAAGAUAAAAGUAAUCGUCUAGAUAGUCAGAGCACGAAUUCCUCAUAUGCUACAUGCAGUACACCACCUAGUCCACAAUCUAGUCCAGGCAGUAUAUCUUCUUCUACCAGAAUAAAUAACAGUGGUAUUCAGAUCUCUCCAUCUAAUUCUGAGAGUAGUUUUAACAGUAUUGAUGACUUUACGCCAACAACACCCAACAGUUAUAAUAAUAAUACUAAAACUAGUAAUAAUAAUAAUAAUAAUAAUCACAGGCAUCCACAUCCUCAUGAUCAUGAAGACUCGGAUACAGGCAUGGACAGCAUGUCGUCGACAGGUACACCUAAUAACGUCAUCCGAUCAUCCAUAUCUAAUACUUAUAAUGAAGAUGGUAGCUGUGUUUUCUCAAUGGAUGCUGACAGUAUUGAAUGUUAUAUCAGACACAUUGAAAGAUUAAAAGCAGAGAUUCAUAAAUUAAAAUGUGAAAAAUUGGAUUUGCUCCGUCAAAAUGUUUCAAGUCAAAAGGAGAUAAAGAAAUUGCGUGAACAGGAAUAUCGUUUAGUGAAUGAACUUGCCACGGCAACGCAUCAACUCAAACACAUGAAAAUACCACUGAUUGAAAUUAGUGCUGAGGCCGCAGUUUAAACGGGAAAAAUAAUUUGAUUAUUUAAAAAAAAUGUGAAUGUUGUUAUUUGUUUUGUUAAUGGUUUGUGAAGAUCCUAUUUUAUUUUAUCUUUUCGUGUUUUAUAAAAUUAGUGCUGAGACUUGAGACAUACAAGUGAAUAAUGACUCAAUAGAUAAUUUAGGUCAUGAAUAAACUGUGAAAUGUAUGAACCCUGCUGCACCAAUCGGGUGAAUGAACUGUGGAGAUAAUACAACUAGGCCGACAACAGAUGAACAUUGGAUGUUUUUUUUAAUCCUUGUAAAAUUAUCGUGCGUCUGAAUGAAAAGAAGUGCAACAGGUUUUCUGGACAGAAAGUUCUGUUUAGGAAACCCUGGCUUCAUUGGACAAAGUGAAAUUUCCAGAUUAUUUCCAAAUUAUAUUUUAAAAGUGGCAUCAGGUGUUUUGUAAGUGAUGAAUAACAGGUGAACAAACAGGUGAACAAACAUAAGAGACUGAAAGUUUCUCUAAGAUUGGAUAACGAUGAACAUAUAAACAUUUAUGUUAAAGAAAAUGUUUUGUCCGAAAGAAUUUCAUUGGAGUGACACAGAAUCCCAAGUUCCGAUGUGGCAAGACAUGACUUAAUCAAAUACGUGAAUUACGUUUCACCUGUUGUGAUUGGUGGAGAUAGUUUCAUAUUCAGUCGCCGUCUGCUUUCUCGCCCAAUAAAAUAAGCUACCUGUAGGCCUAGCUGGUUGAGUGUUAUCGUCUCGAUAUCGUGUAGGCCCAUUUGAGAGUGAUCUUCUCAAUAUCAUGGAGGCCCAUUUGAGAGUUAUUGUCCUGUAGGCCUUCCCAAUAUCAGGUGUAUGAGUGAAAUCAACCAGAUUGCCUGUAUAUGAGAGUUAUCUUCUCGAUAGCCUGUAGGCCUAUAUGAGAGUUAUCUUCCCGAUAGCCUGUAUAUGAGAAUUAUCUUCCCGAUAUCCUGUAUAUGAGAGUUAUCUUCCCGAUAGCCUGUAUAUGAAAGUAAACCUUAUUAACUACUUUACCUUUUUAAUUAUAAAUACAAUCCUGUUGAUAAAUCAAAUUCUAACAAGUGUGUGCAAGAAAUGUGACUAUUUUUGUUAAUUCAGAAAUUAAAAUGAAAAUGUGUAUGUAUUGAGAAAUUUCUUCAUAUGACAAAACGUGUAUAUACUUUAUUGUAACACAAAUUGGUGCACAAGAUGAAAAAAAGAAAAACUGAUUUCAAAAGCUAUGUGUGAGGAUGAAAAGAAGUGUGUACAUCAUCCAUUUUUCAUGGAUUCUGUAGAAUUAGAAUUCCUUAAAAUGGAUAUAAAAUAAUCUGAUUUAUAAGAUUGUUAUGGUUACAGAUAAUUAACGGACAUUUAUUGAGUGAAAUAUUUGUAUUGAGGCAAUAAUUUUAUUGUUAAGAAUGGGUAGCCUACAGUUAAAACGUUUAUUUUCUAGAGAAUAUUACAAACGAAGGCCUACAAAAAAUGUUCUCAUGAACAAUGAUUAGAUUAUAAUAUGGUCACAGGGUUUAGAAUUUAUUUUAUUUGAACAUGGUGCAUAUUAAAUAUAAUACAUAGUGCAAUAUCAAAUAAUUCUACUGGUCUUUAUAUCGACAUGUAACACCUGAACUACAGACGGAGGUGGGAACAACGUAUCCUGCAACUCUAGCUGCCUCAAGUUCAACUUAUUUCUCACGACUUGAGUCGCUGUGAGAGGAUAUAACUCUAACUUGCUGACUAAUUAAUUUGAUGAAUUGGCAUUUUGAACACGACUUGGGCUUUUUGAAGAUUUGGGACUCGACUCAGACUCGAAGAGCUUCAACUUGGGACUGCAGGUGCCACGAUUUGUUCCCACCUCUGCCUACAGACCUUUCAGACGGAUGAGAUGUCACAAUCAGGGUAGAUAACUCUCCCAUGCAUGUUGUAUAAUUAUCGAAUGUAUACAUUUUCUUGUAUCAGUCUAUUAAAUAAUUAUUAUAUGGAUUAGAUACUCAAAUUGAAAAUAUUUAGUAAGGAUUCUGAAUUCUGAGUGAAAAAAAGAAUUAAAUUGAAAUUCUGAGAAUAUCAAUAUCAGUGUAUAGUUCAGAAUGAAAUGAUUCUUUUAAACAUACAUUAUGCAAGAGCUAAAUCUGCCUAUUGCAGGUCUUUCUUUAGGCCUGAAAUGUUAUCUAAAUUAUUAAUUAGACAUUAACUUAUCCAGACCAUAAUCAACUCCAGAUGUCCCCGCUAGCCUGCGAUAUUUAGUGGAUUAGGAUCCGAUUUGCUGCUCACCUUUCAUUCAUGAUUAAAUCAUGAAAUGGAUAAUCGAGACUAUGUUUUUAUCGUACCGACUUUUGUAAUGAUAAUCGAGGCUAGGCCGAAAAUUCAAUCGCUAAAUUCUUGGUAAAGAGUGGAUCAAUCUGACUGAAAUUUUCAGCAAAUUCCCUUUACAUUAUCUAGAAUUUAAUUAUAAUAGUGAAAACUGCCAGCUCUUUAUGUAAUCUCUCAUAAUGUAUCUUUAAGCUAGUAUUACAAAUGUUAAAAAUGAAUGACUAUGUUGCUAUGGUGAUGUAAAAUGUAGAUAUUUUGAAUAUUAUAGGUACCUGUAUUAAAUCAUAAAUUAAUUAUUUUGUAGAUAAAACUUGGUGUAGAUAAACAAAUUGUAGAUUAUUAUUAAAUUCCAUUCUAGUCAUAAAUUGUAAUUAAUGCUUAUUAUUUGUUGUUUGUUUACGAGUUUCUGAUGUUAAGAAAACCUUGAGAUUUCAAAUUGUUUCAAAUUAAAAGUUUAUUAUAUUUAUUAUUUUACGAGGGUAGACGAGGGUAACACCCUGUUUCAGUGUUUGCUUGCUAGGCAUUUAAUUUUUAUUAAAGAUUCAUGGAAGUGUCUAUAAAUUUCUUAAUUAUGGUGCUUCUUGGCAAGAUUCUCCUUUAAUUACAAAAGGUCCAUGUGCCUUUAUCUUUUUUUGUUCCGCUAAAAAUAUUCCCUGCUUAUUUCAUGUUUAAAUCAAAUCAUUUUAAAAUCAAGAAAAGGCUCAAGUCAAAAUAUUUCUUGAAUUUAUCAUUUUGAAAAAAAGGAUAAUUGUGUAAAUAUUGUAAAUGGUUGUAUAUAGAUGUAAAUUGUUUGUAAAUAAUUAUAAUUAUAUGUUCGUCUUAGUUGGGUUUUAAUCUUUCACGUCUCCCAGACUUUCUGCCAAACAAUUUAUAUUUCCUUCUCGGUUUAUUUCUUGAUUGAAGUUUAACAAUUUUCUUGAAAUAAAACUCAGGAUUGUUGUUUACAAUGACAAAAGAGAGGUUAAUUAUUCAAGUACUAGGAAUAAAAUUGCCGCGUGUCUCGUUCGAUUCUUUGAUUGUUAAAUGAACAAUAAAGUUUCACUAAAUUGGAAAUUUGAAACAGAAAAAGUUUGUCUCUAAAAUAAAAUUCAAGAUUUCUUGGUUUUUUAAGUAUUAAUUUGAUAAACUUGUUCUUACAAAAUAUCCACCUAUGUCACUUGAUAUUUUCACAAAUUGUUGUCCUUUUUAUUAUUUUUGACAUAUUAGAUUCCUUGAUGUAAUCAUACUUUGCAAAAGCUGACAAAUAAAUCUUAAAAUUUACAAUUUUUUGAUGUAAUCCAUACUUGACAUGACAGAGGCUGUAAACGAAUGUACCGUAGUUUGAUUUUGAAUGCAAAGCUGAUAAAAACGACCCAAAAUUGACGGAAAUUAAAUUCAUUGGAAAAAAGUCUGGAAUAUAUGAAGAUUUUUCUCUUCUUCAUUGUUUUUUGUGCCAUAGUAAAUUUUAAUUUUCUAUUUUUUUUUUUUUUUUAAUUCGUUUAAUAUUUAAGACAUAAUUGUUUUGUUAAAGAUAAAUAUUUAAUUUGAUCUUUGUCCACCAAGAUUUAAACAAAAAUUAUUUUUAAUAAAUCAGCAGAGGAUAGAAAUUGUAGCUAAAAUAUUAUCACAAAGCUAGCUGAAAUUUAAAAAGUUUAAGGUAUUGCAAAUAAAGUUCAAGAUUAGGGAUUAUUUUAUUCUAAGAAAUUUUUCAUUAUUUUUGGCUUAUAAUUUAGAUAUUGUGAUAUUUGAUUAAAUAACAAAAAUAAAUAAAGUUCCAGAUUAGGAAUUAUUUUAUUCUAUGAAAUUUUUCAUUAUUUUUGGCUUAUAAUAUAAAUAUUGUGAUGUUUGAUUAAAAUAACAAAAAUAAAUUUAAAAAAAAAAACAACUUAAAUUUGUCAAGAUCUUAAAAAAAAAAUUGUUAAAUUAUAAUUGUUCAUUGAUUGAAAUUUAAAUAAAUUUUAAAAAAUUGUUUGAGCUUUUAUGUACUGUGUUUAUUAUUUCUUAAUGAUCCAAGUUCACCUGAUAUCCCAGUCUUAAAUCAGUUAUUAUCGGUAUGAAUAGUAUUGAACAUAUGUUUUAACCCAGAAAAUUUUCUAAUUUGGUAAUAAAACCACAAUUAAACAUACAUUAUGCAAGAGCUAAAUCUGCCUCUUGCAGGUCUUUCUUUAGGCCUGAAAUUUAUUAACAUGACAAGACCAUAAUCAACUCUCCGAUGGCAUCGGAUAUCUCCGAUAUUAAGUACAUUAGAACCAUUCAGCCAUAUUUUGAUUUAAUCUAUAAAUGGUGAAGCGAGGCUAAGCCUCGAACAACCAGUGCGGUGGUUGCAAUUAAUGCACACAUCUUGUCAAACCAUCAAAAGCUAAUAUCUUCGCUCGCCAUGGAUUAAUUUUAACGAAAUUUUCAAUAAAUUCAUUUUGCAUUAUCUAUUUUCGAACUAUUAUAGUACGAAUGGCCAGCUCUUUAUCUAAAUCUUACAUAAUGUAUCUUUAAUAUAACGUUUGGACUUUGAAAAAAUAAGAUGCAUGCAUUGACUAACAUGUCUCAAAGAUUUAAAACAUACUGGUAAAUUGAAACAUCAAAAAGGAAAUAACACUGUCGAUGAUCAAUAAAACAUAUAGUUAAAUGAAUGAAUCUAUAAUUGAGAUAUUGAAGAAAUUCUUGGUAAUUCAAGAAAUUCUUGGUAAUUC
Molecule: messenger RNA, 8168 nt
Organism: Patella vulgata (common limpet)
Lineage: Eukaryota; Metazoa; Mollusca; Gastropoda; Patellidae
Product: rap1 GTPase-activating protein 1
Exons: 22
Coding region: 775-3228 (817 amino acids)
Biological process (GO): activation of GTPase activity; regulation of small GTPase mediated signal transduction
Cellular component (GO): cytoplasm
Molecular function (GO): GTPase activator activity; protein binding
Source: RefSeq, a predicted model, not a curated record